Molecule: messenger RNA, 771 nt
Organism: Leptosia nina
Lineage: Eukaryota; Metazoa; Arthropoda; Insecta; Lepidoptera; Pieridae
Source: the annotation of a GenBank genome assembly
AUGCCAAAUGUAACUCAUGUGAGGCCAGUACAUCUUCAAUUUAAAUCAUGUGAAGAUCAAAUGGGACUGUGUUCAUAUCCAUAUGCGUAUGUACAGUUAACGAAGGGUAGUUAUGUCUUAAUGUCUGGUCAGCCAUACAGAAUUAAGUUAGUAAUGGAUGUUCCUGAAUCACCAACUAAUAAAGAACUGGGCAUGUUCAUGGUGUGUUUGCAAAUGCGCGCUAAGGGUGGAACUCUCAUAUCUUCAUCAUGCCGUUCAGCUAUGCUUAGCUACAGAUCGAAGUUACACUAUUAUAUCCGCACAUCUGUAUUCUCUCCACUCUUUCUCCUAGGAAUUGGUGAUGAGAGGCAAGAAAUACAAGUUGAGCUAUUUAGUGACUUUCAAGAUGACCCAAACAGUCCCGUAACAGAUGCAUAUGUGGAACUGCAGUCCCGGUUUGUGCAAGUGCACACUUGCUCUAUGCUCAUAGAGGCCCACUUCUCAGGACUUCGGUAUGCCAUGUACUACUGGCCACGAGCUUCGGCUUUGUGUGGAAUAUGCACAAAUCUCUUCUUUACUUCCCUUAUUUUUAUAUUAAGUUGGUAUCACUUGCAAGAUGGGUUGCCAGAAUUUAUAAAGAAUAAAUUCGGGACAGAGAUUAAGAGUGAGUCAGAAGAUGAAAAAAAGUUCACUGGGAAAGUUAAACUGGAACGUGAAGACUCAUUUCCGUUUAUAGAAGAAGAGGCGUUACUAGAAGAAUAUAAAAAAGAGAUUGAAAAGAAGAAAACUUAG